Oldenlandia corymbosa var. corymbosa is the source of this 2628-nucleotide messenger RNA. NCBI's taxonomy places the organism in Eukaryota, Viridiplantae, Streptophyta, Magnoliopsida, Gentianales, Rubiaceae. The record is from the annotation of a GenBank genome assembly.
AUGAAAUUGGAGGAUGAGCUUCGGUACUUGUUAAGAGCAAUCAGACUUAUCCAGGAAAAGCACGGCGAGAAUGACGCGCCAGAAUCCAAGAUCAAGGUUCCCAGCACUGCUCCACUGUCCUUUGUUGAUUUUCUAUUAGAAAAACUCACAGAGCAGACCAGCCCUGAAGCUAAAACUAUUCAAGUAGGGCUUGUCUCCUUAAAGUCAAUGUUAGAAGAAAUCACAGAGUCGCACCCUGAACAGGAGGAACUCCAAACUUUCUGGACUCGCAGUUUGGAGCUUGCGUACAAGAUAGAGCGCCUCGUGGACUAUCUAGUGGUUGGUGAUCUUUCAGAUUCUUUUUUGGCAUCCUUUGGUUACAUCAUGGAAGACAUGAAGAAUUUGAAGUUAGAAUUUGAACUCGAGAAGCCGAAAAUCGAGAAGACGGGAGUAGCCAUGACUCGAUCUUGCCGUGUGGUAUCUCGAAAAUCUUUCUCAUACAGAAAUGAGGUUGUGGGCUACCUUGAGGAGGCAGAAUCAAUUAAGAAUCGCCUCACAAGAGGAUCAAAGCAGCUUCAAGUUGUUCCCAUUGUUGGUAUGCCGGGACAAGGUAAGACAGCUUUGGCUUUGAAAGUAUACAAUGAUCCUUCUAUUUCGUACCAUUUUUCUGUUUGUGCUUGGGCUACUGUGUCACAAACAGGGGACGUAAAAAGAGUCCUCCUUGACCUUCUAACUCAAAUUGAUCCCAACCAAUGUUCCGUAAUUACUUGUGAUCGCGAUUUAGUAGAGAAAGUUGGGCACAGUUUAAAGGGAAAGAGAUAUCUCAUCUUUUUGGAUGACAUAUGGCAAACUGAAGCAUGGAGGAGCUUUAAAGAAGCAUUCCCUGAGGAUCAUAGUGCUAGUAGGAUUAUGUUGACAAGUCGUCGCCGUGAUGUUGCUCCCGGCGAAGAGCCUCACGAACUUAGAUCAUUGACUGAUGAAGAGAGCAUGGAUUUGUUAGGGAAGAAAUUGUUUGGGAGUUGUUGGCCUAGUGAGUUAAUUGAUAUUGGCACACAAAUUGUCCAAAUUUGCAAGGGAUUACCUCUUACAAUUCUUAUUGUUGCUGGAAUUUUAGUCAAUACAGAGCCACACAGAUGGGAGGCAAUUCUUGGUGGUUUAAACUCGGCCAUUGUUUCGAGUGUUGAACAGUGCAAAAAAACAUUGGAGCUGAGCUACAACAACUUACCGGAGCAUUUAAGGCCUUGCUUUCUCUAUUUUGCAAGAUUUCCAGAAGAUCAUAUGGUUUCUGUUCGAAGGUUGCUUCGGCUAUGGAUAGCUGAGGGAUUUGUUCGGAGGUCAGAGACAAAUCAUAUUGAUAAUGAUGCUGAAGACUACCUAAAGGAUUUGAUCGAUCGGAGCCUAAUAAUGGUUGCCCGACAAAAUCCUCUGGGUCAAAUGAAAACAUGCCACAUUCAUGACUUGUUUCAUGAGUUUUGCUCGCAGAAAGCGAAGGAUGAACUAUUUCUCUCUGUUGUAAGAGGAAACAGUAAGCUUUUGGCAUCUCAUCAUCAGCCACAAAAUCUUCGGAGGCUAUGCAUUAAAGUUAAUCCAAUGCAUCUCAGAGGGUCGGUUAGUUUUCUUUCCUAUGCACGUUCUGUGAAUUUCAACUAUGACGCCAAAGAGCCGCAAAAUUUCUCAUUCAUGUUUCAGACAUUGAAACUUCUAAGAGUUUUGGAUUUGGGACGGAUCAAUUUAGGUCAUGUUUUCCCAAGUGAAAUUGGGCUUCUGGUGCAGCUUGCCUUCUUGGAAAUUAGAGGCUAUAUGAGGGACAUCCCACCCCUGAUAGCCAACCUCACCAAUCUUGAAACCUUUAUCCUGAAUCAAAUAAGAAAGGGAAAAGUGAUCUCAUUGCCUGACUCAAUUUGGAAACUGCAAAAGUUAAGGCAUCUUUCCUUGCCAACUCCAGGUGGUAGUUUUCCCAUGGAAAGUCUUGCCACUUUAUCAAAUUUUUGCGAGUUGGGUUAUCUUUCUGUUUUAGCUAUACCUUACCCGACCAGCAUGAACAUGGAAGGGUUGCUGAAAAUGUUUCCAAAUGUGCGUGAGCUGAAAUUCACCAUUUUUACUUCUUCUGAAGAUAUAGGAGAUCAUGUGAAGAUUGUUGUUCCUCAAUCUUUGAGCCAACUAGACUCACUUGGUAUAUCACUACGCGUCGGCCGACAAUCUGAACCUAAAAUGUUUGAGUUUAGUUUGCCCCGAAAGUUGAAGAGGUUGACAAUGUCUGGGUUCUACUUAUGUUGUAAGAGCCUUUCAACCUUUUCUAAACUUCCAAACCUUGAGGUGCUCAAAUUGGAUGCGGUACAUUUCGAAGGAAAUACGUGGGAAAUGGAAGAAGAUGAAUUCUCCAAACUUAGAUACUUGCAAUUGAAUUCAUGGGAGCUUCACUCCUGGAAUGCUACUGAGGAACAAUUUCAUUGUCUUGAAAAAUUGGAAUUGAGGGCUUGUACAUCUUUGAAGGAGAUGCCUUCUUGCCUAGAAGAUAUUUCAACGCUGGAAGAGAUCAAGAUUAUAAUGUGUUCUGACGCUGCUGUAGAAUUAGUGGACAAGAUUAAGGAGGUACAAACAGAAAGUGGAAAUUCAGAGCUAAAGAUCAUUACUUCUAUAUCUAAUUAA